AUGUCUCGAGUAUUUCUGGAUUCUGAGGGUGCUGUGGCUAGGAGUGGUGUGAGUACAAUGCUUGGAAAUCGUCGUUUCUUAGCAACACAACGUCCGUCAAACGGAAAAAAGCGGGUUGACAUCGUGUAUCGUUCAAAAUGGAUCACGAAUAAUUUUGUAGUAGGAGACCCCUUGGGAGCAGGUUCAUUCGGAAAGGUGUGGACUGUUGAAUGCCGUAAAAAGCCCGCUCAGUUGUUUGCAUUGAAGGUCCCCGCUCCCGGAUUUAAUCCCAAACAUAUUGCUAUGGAACUGAAGGUUAUGCGGACGAUAUCAGGCGGGCCAAAUGUUGUCGAGUUCAUAGCCGCGUAUCGCGAAUUAGAUCGAGUGUUUGUAGUAAUGAAUUAUUUCCCUCAUGAUGAUAUUUUCAGCCUUAUUCACAAAAUUCCACUCGAAGAAGCCCUUGAAUAUAUGCGCAAUCUUUUCAUAGCCCUGCAUCAUAUUCAUCGUUAUCGAGUGAUUCAUCGAGACAUCAAACCAGCCAACUUUCUGUACAAUCGAGCAGAACGAAGGUACCUUCUAGUUGACUUUGGUUUGUCGCAUUUCGUCACUUCAACUUCAUCACGAAAGCAUUCUUCGGGUAAUUCGCCGUCAUUGAAAGAGAAUGUUGUUAUUCCGAGUCCGACUGGGCCGCCACCCGCGCGACUCAGUGACGACGUUUUAAUGCCCACACGUCCACCAUUCAUCAAACAUCCAAAGUGUGGGUGUACAUCCUUUGCUGAUGUAUGUGAUAUUUGCAAGGAGCUUCCCGUUAAGCAUGUCAAUAAGGCUGGAACACCGGGUUAUCGAGCACCAGAAAUUUUGUUGCGGUUCGAUGAGCAAACAACAGAAAUAGAUAUUUUCGCAGCAGGAGUGACAAUGCUCUCCUUCCUGUUGAAAAAACAUCCAGUAUUUCGCCCAGCCAAUGACGUUGAAGCCUUGGCUCAGAUGGCAACGUUUCUUGGCAGCUCUGCUUUAGUAAAGGCACGCAACUUCGGCAAGGAUAUUCGUGAUGCGGAGAAUUGCAAGCCAGGAUGUAAAUCGUGCAUGACACUUAUUUAUCAGAAUAACUCUGGAUUUUGUUUCUGUAAGCAUUCGGAACGAGAGUCGAUGAACCAACUGGUGGGCGCAGAGCGAGUCGCUUUUGAAGUGCUAACUCAUUGCUUAGAUCCGAAUCCACUGCGGCGGUACACAGCCCGUAUGCUUGCGGACCUGAUAGGUUCUGCAUUUGGGAAACCUAAGUUA
Ostertagia ostertagi is the source of this 1260-nucleotide messenger RNA. The record is from the annotation of a GenBank genome assembly. NCBI's taxonomy places the organism in Eukaryota, Metazoa, Nematoda, Chromadorea, Rhabditida, Trichostrongylidae.